Leucoraja erinaceus (little skate) is the source of this 1035-nucleotide messenger RNA. Its product is annotated as neuroendocrine protein 7B2-like. Gene Ontology annotation, biological process: neuropeptide signaling pathway; regulation of hormone secretion. The transcript is spliced from 6 exons. Lineage: Eukaryota; Metazoa; Chordata; Chondrichthyes; Rajiformes; Rajidae. Gene Ontology annotation, cellular component: secretory granule. The record is from RefSeq and is a predicted model, not a curated record. Gene Ontology annotation, molecular function: enzyme regulator activity. The coding region runs from base 165 to 776 and encodes 203 amino acids.
UGUCAUUGCCCUGUUGCCUUGGCAGCAGCAAUUACGUUCUUCACAGCAGAUAAAAGGAGCGAGCACUAAGGGCAAAAAUAACACUGCCAUCUGUUUCUGGAAGGACGCAUUAGCCAGACUAUCCCAGCUCCUCAAAGGUUGUCACGACUUUGCCAUCAGCUGUCAUGUUCAAGGUAACUCUGCUGGCACUGGUCGGCUUGGCCGUGGCCUCUGCUCACAGCUCUCAGGAUGCAGACAAGGUGACUGAAGCCGAUAUCCAGCGGUUGCUGCAUGGAGUCAUGGAGCAGUUGGGCAUUGCUCGGCCUCGAGUCGAGUACCCAGCUCAUCAAGCAACAAAUCUGGUUGGGCCACAGAGCAUCGAAGGUGGUGCCCAUGAAGGAUUGCAGCACCUGGGCCCCUACGGCAACAUCCCCAACAUUGUGGCUGAGUUGACAGGGGAUAACAUCCCAAAGAAUUUCAAUCAAGACCAAGGCUACCCAGACCCACCCAACCCCUGUCCACUGGGGAAAAAAGCUUCCGACGGAUGCCUAGAACAUAUUCCUGACACAGCUGAAUUCAGCAAUGAAUACCAGACCCAUCAAAGCCUCUUUAAUUCAGAGCACAACUAUCCAGCAAAGAGGAAAUGGAACAAGAGCGUGAUGUACAGAAAUGUGAGAAGUGCACCGAGGAGGAGAAAGAGGAGCCUGAACCCAUACCUGCAAGGGAAGAGACUCGACAAUGUUGUUGCCAAGAAGUCAGCUCCUCAUUUCUCUGAAGAGGACAAAAGUACCAAUUAGUAGAUCAGUAACAACAUUUGAAACAUCUCAACUAAUUGCAUAAGAUAUGGAUCAAUCACCACAUCUCAGUUUAAAGCUAUAGUAUUUACUGUUGAUACAUAGGUAUCAAAUAGAUAUAUCUGUUGCAUGUUUCUGGCAGUGCUGGCAGCUUAAGUUGAGAAAUAUUGCAAGUUUGAGUGCCUUGAUGGUUGUACCAAGGCUAAUCGCAAUCUGCAAUUGUAAUAAAAAUAAAAAAUUAAAUAGCACAUAAACACCUGAA